Messenger RNA from Lepisosteus oculatus (spotted gar), 3730 nucleotides. RefSeq names its product leucine rich repeat (in FLII) interacting protein 1a (gene lrrfip1a). The record is from RefSeq and is a predicted model, not a curated record. Gene Ontology annotation, molecular function: RNA polymerase II cis-regulatory region sequence-specific DNA binding; DNA-binding transcription factor activity, RNA polymerase II-specific. Lineage: Eukaryota; Metazoa; Chordata; Actinopteri; Semionotiformes; Lepisosteidae. Gene Ontology annotation, biological process: regulation of transcription by RNA polymerase II.
UUGCUUGUAUGCAGCGCUGCCUUGAGCCCAUAGGCUGGAACCCCGGAACGCGUAUUUAUCAUGGUCUAGUCUUCAUCCGGGAUUGCUUUCCACACUGCAUGCAACUUUUUUGUGACAGAAAGAAACCGUAUCACGUCGUUUUCUUCAAAACGGGCCGUCAAUGUUUUAGACAGAAAAGGAAUAAACAUAGGACCCGAGACAAAAAAGGAAGAGCGGGCGUUAAUUCUGUACAAUUUAAAAUAUACGUGAAGAAUCUAUAAACGUUUUAGAAAUGGGAACUCAGGGAACUGGGAGGAAAAGAAUUCCCAACAGAGAAAGACUGACGGCAGAAGACGAUGCCCUGAAUCAAAUUGCAAGAGAGGCCGAGGCCAGGCUAGCUGCGAAGCGAGCAGCAAGAGCAGAGGCCCGGGAGAUCAGAAUGAAGGAGCUGGAGAGACAACAGAAAGAGAUCUAUCAGGUUCAAAAGAAAUACUACGGUCUGGAUAACAAAUGGGGCGAUAUCGAGCAGUGGAUGGAGGACAAUGAGAGGUACUCCCGCCGCACACGGAGAAACACCUCGAUCUCAGACGAUGAUGAGCGGAUGUCUGUUGGGAGCCGCGGGAGUCUGAGGUCAGACCUAGACUCUGUCACUGCCGAUGGAGGGGCUGGGUCUCGCAAGAAGUCCAAGAAGAAGAAACACUCGAAAGCAAUCAAUGGUUUUGAUGAAGGGUACCAUGGAUCAACUCAGAGUAGAAAGUCCAGUAGGAGCUCAAGGCACAGUGAUGAGAGUAGAAUUUCAAAGUCUUCAAGACAUGAUCUACAGCUGGGGAAUUACUGCUCUUCUGACCUGUACAGCAACAGCAGCCUCUCCUCCUCCAAACUGCAGUCCACUCAAAAUGGAGCCCGGCCUUCCAUGCUAUAUAGUGAUGCUCCCCAAUAUCGGAGUUACAGGGGCUCUGUUUACGAGGACAGUGUAUGCAGCGCAGCCCGGCGGUUUAAUGGCUCUAACUCUCGAGCUCCAUCGGAGUACAGUGGCUUUCUGGGGUCCAACUCGCGUGCUUCUUCCAGGGCCAGUUCUGCUCGCGCCAGCCCUGUGUCUCAGGAGGACUGCAGCUCGGUGGCAGGGUUCCUGCGCAGUGCAGCUAGCAGCAGCAGUGUCCUGAGAGACCUGGAUGAUGUCACUAUCCCUGAUCUGCCCGACGUGGAAGAGAGGUCAGACAGGGAUUUCCUGGAAAAGGGAUCUCGGACGGCUUCCACGUUGUCAGCUGCUACCCUUGCCUCCCUGGGAGGGUCAUCUUCUCGGAGAGGGAGUGGGGAUACCUCCAUCUCUGCUGACACAGAAGCCUCUAUUCGAGAGAUUAAGGAUAUUCAUGAGCUGAAGGAUCAGGUUCAGGAUGUGGAACUCAGAUAUAUACAGGGGCUCAAAGAAGUCAAGGACUCUCUGGCUGAAGUGGAGGAGAAGUAUAGGAAAUCCAUGGUAUCCAAUGCCCAGAUGGACAAUGAGAAGUCUAAUCUGAUGUACCAGGUGGACACGCUGAAGGACUCCCUGAUGGAGCUGGAGGAGCAGCUCUCAGAAACCAGGAGAGCAUAUGAAGAAAAAACUAAAGAAUAUGAAAGAGAGAGGCAUGCCCACAGCGUGUUACAGUUCCAGUUUAACGAGAUGAAAGAGACUCUCCGACAAAGUGAAGAAUUAUUAACUGAGGUCCGCCAGCUGCGACUGAAGCAGGAUGGCUAUGUUAGGGAGGUUUCUGACCUGCAGGAAACCCUGGAGUGGAAGGAUAAAAAGAUUGGGGCCUUAGAGAGGCAGAAGGAAUAUUCUGACGCCAUCCGGAAUGAGCGGGAUGAGCUCAGGGAUGAAGUGGUCCUACUGAAGGACGUUCUGAAGAGACACGGGAUUGUUCUGGGCCAGAGCGCAGCCACUAAUGGGGAGGCCGGCGAGGGUGGUCCUGACAGACCGGCCAAUGUGGACUCCUCCCCAGUGUCAGCUCAGGACCCCUCUCAGACUCUGCACUCUAGUGGGGAUGGACUGCUAGAGAUUCGACUGAGAAAGCUGGUCGACGAACGGGAGAGUUUAGUAGAGCAGGUGAGGAAGCUUAAGGCGCAGAUUGAGGACAAGCAGAAGAAUGGGACAGGGGAAAGUGCAGGAACUGAGAACACCAUUCUGGAAAAUGGCACAGAUGUGCACGUCCUAGAUUUACAGAGAGAUGCUAACAGGCAAAUUAGUGACCUGAAAUUCAAGCUAGUAAAAUCUGAACAGGAAGUAACGGCUUUGGAGCAAAAUGUUGCACGAUUGGAAGGCCAGGUGUCCCGGUACAAAUCUGCUGCUGAGAAUGCUGAAAAGGUAGAAGACGACCUUAAAGCAGAGAAACGCAAACUACAGAGAGAGCUCCGUUCAGCGCUGGAUAAGAUUGAUGAGCUCGAAGUGAGCAACAGCCACCUUGUAAAGCGUCUGGAGAAGAUGAAAGCCAACAGGAGUGCACUAUUGUCCCAGCAGUAACGGCAGCUUCUGAGCACUGCAGACCAACAACUGAUGGAGCAUCUGAAAUGACGCGUUUGUAACUCAGUGCAUUUCAUCAUAUCAGGCACUAUUUAAAAACCUAGAAAAAAGCGAAAACGAUUAAUAAUGUAAUUGCACACACGCGCUUUGUGCCACUUUUCAUCACAGUAUUUUAUUUAAAAUAAAUAAACCACUUACCAAGCAGCACCCCCAGCAAUAUCCUCAUGGUGUUCUGGGUGGCAGGUAAACUUUGUGCCUCGCUUCUUGAAAUCACAUGCAGGUCAUAGUGGGAGGAUCUUGACCGAUGUCACUAGUGCAGGGAGGUGCAAGUCUGGAACCACUCAAGUGCUCUGGGUUUGGGAACAGGGAAUUCGCUGAACUGGAGUGUCAGUUCAGUACUCCAGUCAGCAGGAGGGUUUACUAGCCAGAUGGCUUGUGGAUGGUUCACAUGAAAAGAACAUGCCUACAUAUCAUUGUUUUCCUCUUUACUGUACCUUCAGAACCAGUUCAGGUAUCUGCAGUGGAGUGUCUUCCUGUGUCAGAUGUCACCCCCUUUCCUUAAACUGCACACUGCCCCUUACCACCUGCUCAUCCUUUUUGCAACAUCUGGUGCUGUAGAUGCAGGUUGCCCCUUUUCUAGUCACACAUUAUGAUGCUGUUGCUUUGUACCAUACAGACACCUGUUGUCAAUACAGGACAGCGAUGAAGGGUCUCUGUAGGUCAAUCGCUACUGAUUCGAAUGAGGAUUUUUUUUGUUUUUAAGGAUGGCAUUAAAUUUUUGUUCUUGUUUUCAAUGUUUGUUGUAAAAGCAAUGAUGAAACUUUGUACCUCUCUCUGCAGUCCAUGUAAGCCAAACUGUGUGAUUUUUUUUUUGUGUUGUGUUGUGAAGUUAUUUUGUUACAUUCGUAUGUUAAAGUGGUUAUAGCUUAUGUAGUCAACAGGGCAAUAAAACUAGACAAACAGUGGCAUUUGCCCUGGGCCUUCCUCUGACCAUGAGCUAUAUACCCUUUUAUUUUUUUCACAAAAGAAAACGCAUCAUAGCCAUCACUACAGAAGAUAUAUCAGCACUUAUUUCACCAGCUUUCAAUGUCUCAAAGUCUUUGAAAAUUACGUUUGUCCUGCUAUUUUGUAAAAAAAAAAACAAUUAAAAAUAAUGUAAAUUGCAAUAAUAUUGACUCAGAGCUGAAUGUAUUGGUUGUUGGGUUUCUACUCAAUUCAGCAGCCUGACUCAAUCAAAAUAAAACAAAAAAAAAA